AUGACACCACAGCCUCGUGCGAAAGGGUGCAGGACGAAAUGCAGGGGAACGGCCUCUCAGUCCUCCACCUACAACGACUACGUCCCUUCGAGAGCCAUCGACGGGAACACGGACCCCAACCUGUACAACGGCUCCUGCUCACACACCUGGAACACGGGCCAGCCGGGCUGGUGGAGGCUGAGCCUGCCCACCGCCUACAGCGUCACCAACCGGCUGUCCUCAGUGAGCAGAAUCAACAACGCCGUCAUCAUGGUGGGGGACUCCACCGAGAACAACGGCAACAACAACCCCAGGUGUGCCGUCAUCCCGUCCAUCGCGGCCGGAGCUACCAGAACCUUCCCCUGUGGGGGGAUGGUCGGCCACUUGGUCAACUUGUACCAAACUAACCCCAGAGCUUACCUGUCCCUGUGUGAGGUGCAGGUGGAAGCAGAGCCGGCGUUCCCCAGCCUCGGCGCCGUGGUGGGGGGCCGUGAGGUGGUGCUGCUGCUGGAGGAGAGGCGGAGCUGGUCGGACGCCCUGUUCUUCUGCAGGGACUUCUACGGGGAGCUGCUCAGCAUCCGCAGCGAGGAGCAGCAGAGGGAGGUGGAGGAGCUGCUGAGCUCCGCCUUCUUCCCCCUCACCGCACACGUGUGGGUGGGACUGCGCAGGUAAAGUAAAACAUUCGGUUUGAAUCACAUCACAUUUUAAACUGUGCUGGACGUGUUUAUUUGUAUUUUAUUUGACUUUUAGUGCAUUUAUUUUGUUCUU
Pseudoliparis swirei is the source of this 747-nucleotide messenger RNA. RefSeq names its product fucolectin-1-like. The record is from RefSeq and is a predicted model, not a curated record. NCBI's taxonomy places the organism in Eukaryota, Metazoa, Chordata, Actinopteri, Perciformes, Liparidae. The transcript has 4 exons. The coding region runs from base 1 to 651 and encodes 216 amino acids.